Messenger RNA from Aspergillus glaucus CBS 516.65, 2349 nucleotides. Its product is annotated as Zn(II)2Cys6 transcription factor. NCBI's taxonomy places the organism in Eukaryota, Fungi, Ascomycota, Eurotiomycetes, Eurotiales, Aspergillaceae. The record is from RefSeq and is a predicted model, not a curated record. The transcript is spliced from 7 exons. Bases 1 to 2349 code for a protein of 782 amino acids. Gene Ontology annotation, biological process: regulation of DNA-templated transcription; DNA-templated transcription. Gene Ontology annotation, molecular function: zinc ion binding; carboxy-lyase activity; DNA binding.
AUGACCACCUUCCCUUUUCUCCAUCCCUGCCCAAUCCGUCGCAGGCCUCGCCUAUGCAAAACCUGUCUCCCCUGCCGAGCCAGUAAAGUGCGCUGCGAUCGCAACCUGCCGUGCGGGAACUGCGCAAAGCGCAACUUCACCUGCUCCUAUAGCCAGGCGCCGCUGUCCACUGGCGCGACGAUACCACAUCUACCACCACAAUCACAAUCACAAUCACAACAACCACCGUCUACAUUACUGCCGUCGCUGCAGCAGCAUAUUAUACAGAGAGAGAUAUGUCCGAGGAACAACCCGUAUCCUAGCGUGACUGUAACGCCGUCGGACACGUCGAUCCCGUCGGCCCGGUUUACGCCCGAUCAGAGUCGGUUUCAAUACGCUGCUGGGAACUAUGAGGCUGGGAUGGAUUGCGAUGGGGUUGUGGGGGACGAUGAGGGCGAUGACGAUGACGAGGAUGAGGACGAUCCGUCGGAUACGGUGAAUAUCUCGCAGGCGGAAUGGGAGGAUAUACAUACGAAGAUGGGCGCGAUGGAGCAGAUUCUCAACAGUCUGCAUUUGCUAUUCCAGUCGCAUUCGGGGCGUCGUUGCAAAGGUCCUGAACCUCCACCACCACCACCACCACCGUCGACAUCCUCACCCUCUACAUCAUCGAUUAAAGAAUCUCCGUUACUGAAAAAGGGUACUAUACAUAUUGGUCCAAGGUCUGCGUUGGUGGAUAUCUUCAAUAAGUCGAAGACUUCCGAUGACACGGCCCGGGCAUUGCCAAAGGAUGAUCUGCUUGCGGAGUUGGCGCUGGGGAAUCAGUCUGUUGCUUAUCCGUUUGUCGAUCUUUGGUCGUCGGACCCGUUUACGUUUAAUAUUGUUGCAGUAUGUGAUGUGUUACCGGUGGAUGUGCAAUGUCAUAGAUUUUUCGAUUACUACAAAAAUAUCGGCGCUGUUUUAUACCCCGUUCUUUCAGAUAUCGCUCAAGUCGAGCAAAGUGUACAGCAAUUACUACGGAAUCGCGCAGCAGCUGGAGGAGGAUACCAUCCAGAUGAUAAUGGCCUAGUGAAACCGUUUGGUAUGAGUUUGGGCUUUUUGAGUCUUCUCUUUGCCAUUCUUGCCUCUGGUUGCCAGUUGUCUGAUCUGUCUGCCAGUGAGCGGGAGUUGACUUCGUGGGUUUAUGUGUCUUGCUCGUAUCAGUGCUUGCGGAUGAUGAAUUAUGUCGCGCAACCCACUGUAGAGGUUAUACAGAUCUUGUUGAUUAUUAGCAAUGUUUUGUCGUAUAAUAUGAAUGCCGGCGCCUCGUAUACCCUGCUUGGAAUGACGGAGCGAAUGUGCAUGGUCCUCGGUCUUCAUGUUGAAACGCCAGGAUUUUCGCGGUCUGAGCAAGCGGUUCGCAGAAAAAUAUGGUGGACGAUGGCUUUCCAAAACAGCCAUUUCUCGCUAGCCUAUGACCGACCAUCUAUCACCAUGAUUAGUCAACCAGAGAUACCAUAUGACCGUAAAUCGAUGCCCGGACAUCGGUCGUAUUUCGAGUCACUCUGCCGGGUAGUGUUGCUAGCACUCGAAGUGCUUCGAAGACGGCUAGACCCGGAACAUUCCCAUGUCCGAUAUCACGAUAUCCGCGAAUAUAAGCAGCGCAUGCAUCGCAUUCUGGCAGAAGCUGCCCCGCACUUGCGAUUCGCAGACCGUUGCGCCACAAUAGCUGAUAACAUAGAGCGCACCGAGUUGCGACUGCAUUCGUGUUACCUGAUCUCCGUGCUGUGUCGGGUUUCGCUGGACCCAGACUCGCAUCUGGACGGCAAUCGCCGCGCCUUGGUUCGUGAGGACUGUAUAGCGAACCUCAUCGGGACUAUCGAAGCAUUCGUCGAGCUACACUCGAUCAACCACCAUUGUUCGCGCUCCUGGAUCAGCGUACAGCGCGCAAUCGCAUGCGCAUUCCUCCUAGUCGCCCAUGACGGCCAAUCCCACCCCCAAACACGUUUCCUAAUACAAAAGCUCCAAGACGUUCUCGCAGACCACGUAUACGCCGACGGCGCAGUAGCCCACAACAGCCGCACCGACUCAGCCAAACAUCUGGCAACCUCCCUCCGUGCCCUCCGUGAAAUCAGCGCGGCGUUCCAGGCACGACAAAUGCGCACACCUCCUGAUAGCGGCGUUGUGUCCAAGUCGGAUACUCCCAAUAUAACCGUGACGGUGCCGGCGACUUCAGGGUCGAUGAUGGUUAAUCCGGGUAUGGCAGCACCUGCAAUGCCGGGAUACGGCCAGGACCAGAGUUAUGCCCCCAUGGAAUACGAGUAUCCAGAUAUGCGCAAUAUCCUGGACCAGGUUUCAGAUGUCAUGUUGUUUCCGAGUAUGUCGGAAUUAUAG